UCUCCAAGUUUCUUCAGCUCAACAAAAGCUCCAGUUUCCCCUCUGUAAAUAACCUUUUGUCGGGGCUUCCUAGAACUCCAGGUUCUAUCUACUUGUUUCACAAGAAAAAAAGAUGGGAGAGAUUUCAAGGUUCCAAUUGGGAGUGAUUGGUGCCCUGUUUCUGUCAGUUGCAUCAUCUGUCUCCAUUGUCAUAUGCAACAAAGCUUUGAUGACCAAUCUUGGCUUCCCUUUUGCCACAACACUCACAAGCUGGCAUCUAAUGGUGACAUUUUGCACCCUCCAUGCCGCCAAACGCUUCAACCUGUUGGAGAAUAAACCAAUUGACAUCAAGACUGUGAUGCUCUUUGGCAUCCUCAAUGGCGUUUCCAUUGGACUUCUCAACCUGAGCCUUGGAUUCAACUCCAUUGGCUUCUACCAGAUGACCAAGCUCGCAAUCAUCCCAUUCACUGUACUAUUGGAAACCGUCUUCCUAAAGAAACAAUUCAGCCAAAAGAUAAAACUAUCACUCUUCCUUUUACUUGUUGGAGUUGGCAUUGCGUCUAUCACUGAUCUCCAACUCAACUUUGUUGGCACAAUCCUCUCUCUCCUUGCCAUUGUCACCACAUGUGUUGGCCAAAUUCUGACAAACACCAUACAGAAGAGGCUGAAUGUAUCUUCAACCCAGUUGUUGUACCAAUCAGCCCCAUUUCAGGCGGCCAUUCUUUUUGUCUCGGGUCCAUUGGUCGACCAGUUUCUGACCAAACAAAAUGUGUUCGCUUUUAAAUAUUCCCCUAUUGUCUCGGCAUUUAUCAUCCUCUCGUGCAUAAUCUCAGUAUCUGUAAACUUCAGCACAUUUCUGGCAAUUGGUAAAACAUCACCGGUGACAUAUCAAGUACUUGGACACCUCAAGACUUGCUUGGUUCUUGGGUUUGGGUAUACGCUGUUGCAUGACCCUUUCACCCAGAGGAACAUCAUCGGGAUCUUGAUUGCCAUUUUUGGGAUGGGCUUCUAUUCUUAUUUUUGCACCCAAGAGACCAAAAAGAAACUAUCUGAUCCAUUGGGCUCUCAGAUGAAAGAUAAGGAUGGAACAGUAUAUAUGGGUUUAGAGAAAGAAGGGGAACAAGUGAAGAAUACAGACAAGGAUUCUCAUGUUUAAAGACAAAACAGAAGUGGGUUUCGAUCAUUUUGUACCUCAAUUCUUUACACUCAUUUCAUCUUCCAUUUUUCACACCUUAUAAUUGUAGAAAUGUAGGGAAUGCUUAGCCAAUUGUAAUACGCUUUCAGUGUAAUUAAUUAUUAAGAAAUGCUAAAAGGAACUAUAGUGUUUCUUUCUUU
Messenger RNA from Hibiscus syriacus, 1314 nucleotides. RefSeq names its product UDP-xylose transporter 1-like. Gene Ontology annotation, cellular component: Golgi apparatus. Gene Ontology annotation, molecular function: antiporter activity; UDP-xylose transmembrane transporter activity. The record is from RefSeq and is a predicted model, not a curated record. NCBI's taxonomy places the organism in Eukaryota, Viridiplantae, Streptophyta, Magnoliopsida, Malvales, Malvaceae. Bases 113 to 1135 code for a protein of 340 amino acids. The transcript has 8 exons.